AUGGCCGAAAUUCGUUCUUCAGACAACAGAUCGCUCUUCGCACGGAAAAAAACAAAGCAGAAGGAGGCGGACAGAAAACAAGAGCGGGUAGAAGCCAGUCGAGAGCGGGCAGAAGCUCAUCAAGAGCGGGCAGAAGCUCAUCAAGAGCGGGCAGAAGCUUGUCAAGAGCGGGCAGAAGCUUGUCAGGAGCGGGUAGAAGCUAGUCAAGAGCGGGAAGAAGCCAGUCGAGAGCGGGAAGAAGCCAGUCGAGAGCGAGCAGAAGCUAGUCGCGAACGGACAGAAGCCAGUCAAAAGCAGGCGGAUGAAGAGAAACAGGACCGGGAACACACUCGACUAACGAAUUUUGGAGACUUUUUGCGCCAUUGCCAUACUUACCAUCCCGACCGGUGA
Penicillium robsamsonii is the source of this 390-nucleotide messenger RNA. RefSeq lists its product as uncharacterized. The transcript has a single exon. Bases 1 to 390 code for a protein of 129 amino acids. Lineage: Eukaryota; Fungi; Ascomycota; Eurotiomycetes; Eurotiales; Aspergillaceae. The record is from RefSeq and is a predicted model, not a curated record.